Messenger RNA from Eucalyptus grandis, 735 nucleotides. RefSeq lists its product as uncharacterized. Gene Ontology annotation, biological process: mitochondrial translation. Gene Ontology annotation, molecular function: structural constituent of ribosome. Gene Ontology annotation, cellular component: mitochondrial large ribosomal subunit; ribosome. The transcript has 2 exons. Bases 117 to 686 code for a protein of 189 amino acids. The record is from RefSeq and is a predicted model, not a curated record. Lineage: Eukaryota; Viridiplantae; Streptophyta; Magnoliopsida; Myrtales; Myrtaceae.
CCUUCUCUUGCAGAACUUCGAAGACCGAAGAACAAGAACUCGUUCAACCCUCAAAAUCCACUCUGCCUAGCAGCUGCGAAGCUCGAGCGGCCAAACCAAGACCGACCCAAGAAAGAAUGGGGAGCAGACUGGGGCGACGGGUCGUCCACUUCGCGAACCUGCCCAUCAAGCUCCUGAUGCCGACCUCCUACACCAACAUCACCGAGGUCGCCCUCAAGACCGUGCCGUCGGCAUUCAAGAUCGAGAUCAAGCGCGUGCUGGAGUCCCUCUACGGCUUCGAGGUCGACAAGGUGCGGACGCUCAACAUGGAGGGCAAGAAGAAGAAGCGGGGCGGGCUGCUGGUCGCGAAGCCCGACUACAAGAAGGCCUACGUCACGCUCCGGAGUCCGCUCUCGGUCUCCCCGGACCUGUUCCCCAUCCGGGUCGUCGAGGAGGACAGGCGGAGCGCCAACAAGAAGGGCGGGUCGAGCAUGGUCGAGGAAGGGGAGCGGAGGAGGCAUUGGCUGGAGGGGGAGGAUAGGGAGAGGAGGAAGCGGGAGAAGGAGUUUGGCGAGAGGGUCAGAGGAGGGAGUGGUGCCAAGUUCCCUUGGAGUUUUAUGAAGUCUGAUAAGGACAAAGAUGGUGGCACCAGGAGGGGAGGCUUUGGGUGGCAUAAUUGGCACUUCAGGACACAUGGUGCAAACUGAAGGAUUCUUCUCUCUCUACAAGGGUCUGAUGCCUGCAAUCGUAGCCAUG